Molecule: messenger RNA, 303 nt
Organism: Ochotona princeps (American pika)
Lineage: Eukaryota; Metazoa; Chordata; Mammalia; Lagomorpha; Ochotonidae
Gene: SMIM35
Product: small integral membrane protein 35
Exons: 3
Coding region: 1-303 (100 amino acids)
Source: RefSeq, a predicted model, not a curated record
AUGGAGCUGGCUGGCAGGUGCAGGUUCCAGGAGGCUGUAUCUCUUUCUGCAGGUGACGAAUCCAUCAGCACUCUGGGCCUGAUUCUUGGCGUCGGGCUGUCGCUGCUGCUUGUGUCCAUCCUGGGCUACAGUCUAGCCAAGUGGUACCAGCAAGGCUACUGCUGGGAGGGGCCAAAUUUUGUCUUCAACUUGUAUCAAAUCCGGAACCUGAAGGAUCUGGAGGUGGGGCCGCCCUUCACCAUCAGCGGCCACAUCAGCAGUCCCGAUGGUGGCUACCUGAAGUUCGCCAAUGGACUAGUCUGA